Molecule: messenger RNA, 3039 nt
Organism: Biomphalaria glabrata
Lineage: Eukaryota; Metazoa; Mollusca; Gastropoda; Planorbidae
Product: NAD-dependent protein lipoamidase sirtuin-4, mitochondrial-like
Exons: 4
Coding region: 112-1107 (331 amino acids)
Molecular function (GO): NAD+ binding; NAD-dependent protein lysine deacetylase activity
Source: RefSeq, a predicted model, not a curated record
AAAAGAAAGAAAAAAAGUAAACAUUGCAUAACAUAAACAUUGUCAAGUCAUAGUCUAGACUCGAUUUAAAAAAAAAAUAGAACACUAUAAGGAUUAAUAGUAAUAAUAACAAUGAAAAACAGUUUGAUAAAUGACCUCAUCAAAAACAAACUUGUUUUUAAAACCUGUUUGAAAAGUAUCACCAGUAAAAAUGGGUAUCACCACAGUGCCUCAGCAUGGACAGCAGGAUCAUUAGAACCUAGCUCUAAAUAUGUCCCUACUUACAAAGAAGUAGAUGAAUCUCAAUUUCUACAGUUGCAAGAUUUUAUAUUAGAACAUCCAAAAUUAUUUAUUCUAACCGGAGCAGGUGUAUCAACAGAAAGUGGAAUUCCUGAUUAUCGAUCAGAAGGUGUAGGACGUUAUGCCACCAGUACUAGUAGGCCCAUACAGUAUGCUGACUUCCUCAAAAAUGCCGCCAGUCGUCAAAGAUACUGGGCAAGGAACUACAUUGGUUGGCCACAGUUUUCGUCAUUUCAGCCCAACCAAUCUCAUUACAUUCUCAGCAACUGGGAAAGAAAAGGACUAAUUCAUUGGCUAGUUACCCAGAAUGUUGACGCUUUGCAUUAUAAGGCAGGCUCUCAAAAGGUCACAGAGCUCCAUGGCAGUGCUCAUCGGGUUAUCUGCCUUUCUUGCAAAUAUCAACUUUCCAGACAUGCUAUGCAAGAGCUUAUUGCAAACAUCAACUUGGAUUGGUCAGCCGAUGUAAUGGGUGUGGCUCCUGACGGUGAUGUGGACCUCACUUCAAAUCAAGUUCAAAAUUUUAAGGUUCCUGAAUGCCCUAAGUGUAAAGGAAUUCUGAAACCAGAUCUGACAUUUUUUGGAGAUAAUGUUCCCAAGGAAACUGUGCAUUUCGUUCUGGAAAAGCUUUUUGAAUCUGAUGCCAUGCUGGUUAUAGGAUCAUCUUUAGAAGUGUACUCGGGAUACAGAUUUGCUUACCGAGCCCAUGAACACGGAAUGAAAAUUGGAGUAAUCAAUAUUGGACCAACAAGGGGAGAUAAAUUUGUGGACAUAAAAGUUAGUGCCAAGUGCAGUGAUGUGUUGCAGAGAUUGGAUCAGAAGUCUCAAUAAAUCCCACCCCUUUCUCACUAAAUGUAGAUAAAGUGUUAGAUUAAUGCCAAAUAAUAAAGAAACAAAAAAAAAUUGUAUUGUCUUUUAUUUUGUUCAUUUUUUACAUCUGUUUUAGAGAAACAACUUCAUUUAUACCCAAGACUUUCAAACUAGAUUUAGAAACUAGUUCUAUGAGAAAUCAGUUCAAUGAUAAACACUACAAACUAAAGGACUAAUAGAAAUAUUUCUUGUCUUAGAAAUAUGUUGUGAUUUAGAAAAAAAAAAAAUUAAUUCUCAACAAAGAAACAAGAAAUGGUUCAUACUGGCACUUCACAGCUUACCAAUGCCUAGAACUGUAACAUAUGCUCACAUAGAACACUUAAAGCUUGCCAGACAAAUUGUAUAUACUUGUUACAUUGGUUAAUACAGAUUCAUAAAUAAUAUGAAGUUUACACUUGUUGUUCAUCAAAUAAAAAAUGUUUUAGACAUAAAUUCAAUUUGUACUUUCUAAUGCAGGUGAAGAGAAACAAAGUUGUAGUUUUUUUGUCCUUACAAUUAGACCCAAGUAUUUGAAAACACUCUUUGAUUUCAUAUCUUUUCUAAUCAAAUGAAGUUCUGAGCAAUAACAUGAUCUAAUGCUCCGAAUUAUUAGGCUUGAAUGGUAAUUUAAAUCAUAUUUUUUUAAAAAUAUUAUUUGAAAUAUUUAUUUAAAAAAAAAUCACUAUAAAAUGCAAACACAGGCUAGUAAUUAUGUUUAGUUAAUUAAUUAGAAUCAAUAAUUAUCUCAUUACAUUAAAAACUCCAUUUCAUUCCAUUCAUCUAAUUAGGGAACAAAUUUAACUGGGCUUUUUCAUUGCCACUAUCAGUUUGCCUCAUUCUACUGGUAACAAUAUAUUCAGAAAGAAAUUGUACAAAAAAAAAACCCAACAAUCUUCUCAUGCUCUCACACCUAUUAGCAAUGAAAUCUAAACUUAUACACAGAGGUGUUGAAAUAAUGUACAUAAAUGAAGCUAUUUACAAUGAUGACGAUGUGCGGCGGCGAUUCAUUCAUCUACCGAUACGAGAUAUCCAUGAUGAAGUACAAUACAUUUCAAUGUUAACAAAUAAUCUCUUCCUAUGGUCACAUACUAGUCACUUAGUUUCUUUUCAUCUUAAAAAAAAAAUAGAACACAUUAAAACAAUAUGAUGAUUAUUAUUACAUUUAUAACUCUUCCUCUCCGUAAUUAUUUACCACAUUCCGGCGGAAUCAACGCUGGUAUCGUCAGUUAGGAGAGAAAGAGUUAAAGUAUGCAAUGUAGCUUACACUACAUUUUAAGUAGCUGUCACACAAUCAGUCAAUCAUGUGUAGUACAUGGAAAGUUUAAGAAUAAAAAAAAAGUCAACUUUUUACUUUGUUAUGCGGUCACCAAACAAAGCAGAAACAGGCUCUUCAAGAGGCAUAUUCAAAAUUACACAACCUACACACACAAUUUUGUAUACAUACAUUUGGUGGCUUUGUCUAAAACUCUGCUUUAAACAUUUUCCACCAACUUCUUUAAAAUUAAGCAGUAGUAAAAUCAUAAGUCCAUUUUUACCCCAAAUUAUUCACACAAAAAAAAAAUUAAAAAAUUACACAACUGACUGUUGGUAAUUAAUAUUUUUUUUUGGCAAUUAAAUAAUGCCAAAUUAAAACCAAAGAGAAUGGUUAAUGAUAAUUCUGAUUUUGACAAACUUUAAAAAUGUUACCGUUUUGUAAAACAAAAUGUUAGGCCAUCUAGAGAUUUAACCAAUCAUCUGAGCCCUACAGAAAAGUUAAAAGGAAUCAAAUAAAAUAUUAAAUGACUCUUCCACAUCAUUCUGCUGAAAGUGAAAAGUCAUUAGUGCUUUACAUCUAUAGUAUAGAAAUGAUAAAAAUUACAGACUCCCAUUUGUGAAUCCCACUGUUGACUAAGUCACACUGAUCUAAUAUAUAAA